UUUGACACUUGUAAAUGUCAAACGGUAGCAGUCGCAGAAAACCUUAUUUCGCGGAAAAACGAUCCCGUGUUUACAAAAGUGCGAAAAGUGACGACACGACAACAACAACGACAGCAAUAAGCAAUUUCCUUCGGCUACAUAUCCUUAAAUCUUCACGUUAAUGUCAGCAGACGUGAACAUGAAAAAUGUUACAAUUUUGGAAGAAAUCAGGUCGAAACUCAAACAAAUCCAAUUCAUCUUCUCCUACAAAAAGCAACUGUAGUAGCCCCUCUAAUUCAUACUCGUACAAGACAAACAACGUGGAAUGUGUUUGCAAUGGCCCCAUCUUAUCUUUGGAUGAUGAAGGAUUAUAUGAUAUUGGUGAAUUGGAUCUUCAAAAAGAAAAGUCAAGGUUAACAAAAACUCUUGAAGAAGUUUUAUUGGAUAAAUCAGCGUUGGGUUAUUAUGUGCAAUAUAUGGAAUCACGUAAUGCUUUGUCAAUAAUCCGAUGUUGGCUAGAUGUGGAAAAUUUCCGUGCCGCCGUUCAACUCCAUUCAUCAUCUGAUGAUACCACAACAAAUGGAGAUGAGAAAAAGCUUGAUCAUGACAGUCUUUCAGUGAGUACUGAUUGUGAAUCUUGUACUGAUUCGACAAGUUACUGUGGUGGGGGUGAUGUUUUAAUCGCCGAUAAAUCAAAUAAUUCAGAAAACAAUAAAAGUAACGAUUGUUGCGAUCAAGGUGAAAAAAUUAAUUGUGAUAAUAGAAAUGUGGUUGUUAGUGAUAUUAAAUGUAAUAAUCAACAAAAUGAAUUAGACGGUACGGUUGAAGAAGAAUUUACUGAAGAUGCUUUAACGAUUUUUAAAAAAUAUGUAGCUUUGGAGGCUACCGAUUCAGUAAAUUGUCCGGAGAGUAUCAGAAAAGAAAUAAUCGAGAAUAUUUGCAAUAUAAAUAGAGUGAAUUCGAAGAUUUUUGAUAAUGUACAAAAAUUUGUUUACGAUAUUAUGAACGCGGAGUACUUUGAUGGUUUUCUUGGGAGCGAUUAUUUUUGUAAAUAUCAAAUUGAUGUUUUAACAAGUGGAAAUAUCGUUUUGGAAGAUAUAUUGUACAACGAAACCGCUUUAUUUUAUUUCAUGGAAUUUUUGGAGCAAGAAAAUCAUCGAAAUUUGUUAGAAUUUUGGUUGGCAGCGAGUAAUUUUCAACAACAACUUAAUGUACAAAAAGAUUUUUUCGAUCCAAUCGAAGCCCAAACUGACGCUGUUGUUUUAUAUGACAAAUAUUUUUCUUUGCAAGCUCACUCUCCGUUAGGUUUUGGUGAUAAAAUCCGUUUUGCUGUUGAGCAGAGUAUCUGCGGCGAAAAUGGGUUAACAUUAAACUGUUUUGAUUUACCGUUAAAGAUUGUUGAGCAAGUUUUAGAAAAAAAUCAUUUCAAAUCGUUUUUAACUUCACAAUUAUUUUAUAAAUAUCUUUCGGAAUUAAUCAACACCGUACAAAGUAAUGGUUACUCAACGAUGUUGUACGAACAAAGACGUCAACAUUCUUCCGAUUGUGGUAGUGAGAGAAGUUUUAGCACCAACAGCACAUUUUUGGCGAUGGAAAAUCCUUAUAAUAGACACCGCGUUAAAAUUAAAAACACCAACAAAACAAAAACUACCGACAUGAACAUCGAUACAAGGCAACUUUACGAUCCCGAUAGUUUAUGGAAAAGGAAACGGUAUCGAAAUCGAUUAUCAUUUGGGAGGGUUACUGAACUGGGCCGAUUUGAAACUGAUUUUGAACCGGAACCGGAUAAAAAUCAAGGUUCAAAGUUACGGGAUGUUGUUAAGAAAUUUGUUAAUUUGGAUGAGGAUAAGAAAAAGGAAGAAAUGGCCUGGCAAGUUGCUGAAAUGAUUGUUAAAGAUAUUACUAAUGUUACAUUAAGUGAUCAAAAGUAUUAAUUUGAAAACUAAUAUGGUAUAACCUACGAAUUAAUACGGACUACUACAUCAAUAUGUGCACAGCUUUAUUGUUUACAGCUUUACAUUAUGUUUAGCCAUGUGUCUCUUAAGAAAGCUAAUCCUGAAUGUUUCUAGUUCUAGUUUUAGUUCAAUAACAAUACACAACCUAGGGCUAUCUAGUACCAGCUAGCGCUACUUAGAACUGCCACUAGAACUAACACUAAACCUAGAACUAGAAAAAAAAGCCGCACGUCUUUAAAGGCGGCUAAACCCGAAUGAUUCUAGUUCUAGAAUUAGUUCAAGUUGUAGUUCAAUAACAAUACACAACCUAGGGCUAUCUAGUACCAGCUAGCGCUACUUAGAACUGACACUAGACCUAGCUGUAGAAUCAUUCGGGUAUUGCCGCACGUCUCUUAGGGCGGCUAAACCCGAA
Molecule: messenger RNA, 2346 nt
Organism: Onthophagus taurus
Lineage: Eukaryota; Metazoa; Arthropoda; Insecta; Coleoptera; Scarabaeidae
Gene: pkaap
Product: A-kinase anchoring protein pkaap
Biological process (GO): intracellular protein localization
Cellular component (GO): mitochondrion; plasma membrane
Molecular function (GO): protein kinase A binding
Source: RefSeq, a predicted model, not a curated record